Molecule: messenger RNA, 813 nt
Organism: Sitodiplosis mosellana (orange wheat blossom midge)
Lineage: Eukaryota; Metazoa; Arthropoda; Insecta; Diptera; Cecidomyiidae
Product: putative ankyrin repeat protein RF_1087
Exons: 7
Coding region: 408-740 (110 amino acids)
Molecular function (GO): protein binding
Source: RefSeq, a predicted model, not a curated record
AAUAGUUCGAAGCUAGAAAAAUGCUGAGUCGAAGUUCUUUCACACUGCUGCUCAUUGGCUUGAUGGUAUCCGAGUUCUUAAUCGGGGAUGUAAGCGGAGAUAAUGGAGAUACAGCUCUGCAUAGAGCUGCUUUUGCUGGCAAAAGGAAGGAAGUUCGAAAACUCAUCGAUGAAGGAGCCGACCCAAAUAUUAGAAAUAAUUUUAAUGAGACACCUCUGCAUCAUGCUGCUAAGAACGGUUACGUUGAAUACUUAUUGUUAUUGAAUAAAAGAUUGACCUGAUUUUAUCCCAUCGAUCGGUGUUAUUGUUCAGGUCACAAGAGUGUCGCCGAACUUCUCCUCAACAAUGGCGCCAUUCUUGAGAGUGAAAAUAUUAGGAAAAACACACCUCUUCAUCAUGCUGCUCAGAUGGGUCACCAGAGUGUCGCCGAGUUUCUCCUCAACAAAGGCGCCAAUGUGGAUGCCGUGACUGAUUUUAAUAAUACACCUCUUCAUUAUGCUGCUAUGAAUGGUCACAAAAAUGUCGCCGAGGUUCUCCUCAAUAAAGGCGCCAGUAUAGAUAUCACGAAUCAUUUUAGUAAUACACCUCUUCAUAAUGCUGCUAUGAAUGGUCAAAAGAAUGUUGCUAAACUUCUCAUCGAAAAAGGAGCCGAAGUUUAUUUUGUAAAUAAUGAGAAUCAAACACCUCGUCAGUUAGCUGUUAACAAUGGUCACCGUGAUACCGCUAGACUUUUCGGUUAAAGAAACCAAAUUAAUAUUGAAGAACUAUUGGAACACCACGAUAGUCUCGAUCACUAAACGUCAAACCAAAAAC